AACAACUGGAGAAAUUCCACCUGGUAUGUUAAAUGCUGGAGUUAAAGCCAAUGUCCCCUCACAACAAGUGUUGUCAAUAAAACAGGAACAUGCCUCAUCUGCAGAUCUGUGAAGUUCAAGCAAGGAAGCUAUGCAAUGCAGAUAUCUGUUCUCUCACCUUCUGGACCUCUUAAAGUAGAAAAUAUGGAAAAUCCACCCAAAGCUUCCACAAAAACACAGACAAAAAAGAUUUGUCCAAGGGCAAAAGGUAUUAUCAGGUGGCAUGGUGCCGUGUCUACCAACUUGUCAAAUCAGAAUGUGUUGGUCCCAACAAGGCAGGAGUCAGACAGUGAAAGUGACUCUGAAUCUUUUAUCCCCCCGAAAAACAAGAAGAAAAGCUUUGCUCAGAAAAUGAAGGCUGUGUUAGGAAAACUGAUGCCAACCAAGCCACAUGAGUUUAGAUCCACAGAAAUGACAUCUGUGGGCAAUGCCAGCACACUUCCAAGUUCACAGUCGAAGAGCACAGCCAGUUCUUCUAGAAAUGAUUUGCCAUAUUUUUUCCACAAACAAAAACGCCUUCCAAAAAUAAUUCGACAUGUACCACUUCCACAGAAAUUAUGCAAGCAGGGUGUCGGGAGGAUGCCCCAAGGUGCAACUCUCCAACUGGAUGUUAAUGUUUUUGAGGCAGAAACCGAAGAGAUCACUGCAGACAAUAUGACAGUGAGGUCGCGGAGAACGACAAGGCGUAUGUCUGUUUUGGCAGUUCCAAGUGGGUUGCAAAAGGUCUCUUAUUCACCUAAAAAGAAAAACUUUUCAUUUGCCAGAAAGAAAAAGAAAGCUGAGAACAAUAUAAGACACCACUCCGAAUAUUCCGUUGGAAAGCUUCAGAUGCAGGUGGAUGAUCUUAUAGAAACACUUGCAGAUAAGACAACAAAACUCUUGGAACAGAGACAUGAGGAGCUUCGAGAGUGUGAAUACCUGGGAAAUGAAAUCCUUCAGUCAGCAAAACAAUUUCAAAGAGUCUCUAAGAAGAAGACAAGGAAAUACAAAUUUAAAAAUAUUUGUUUUCCUUGCAUUUGCUGUUGCUAAUAGGCUAUGUCUACUUGUUGAUGCCUGAUAUUGUGCAGAAGAGAUCUCCUUUUCUCUGGGGUGUUCAACCCCUUGACAUUAAAUGGAAAAAUGUUAAAAAAAAAUUUAGGUUGUGAAACAACCCUUAUCGUACAUAAUGCAAAGAGUGCGAAUAAUCUGUAAGGCGAAUAGAUUUGUAUAUGUUGUGGACACCAGCGUUAAACCAAGAACCCCGAUUCCAGCAAACAAAUCAUAAGUAAACUGCAACAAAAUGAUAUACAACAUGAUGUACAUCCACAAGUCCUCAGACAGUGAGAGUUCCGCUUUAAGACUGCUAAUGCUGGCUCUAUUAAAUGGCAGAAAUAUGUCUCUCCUGUAAAUAUCUGAACACAUAGGUCAACUUCAAAUGGAGCAACCAUCACAAAUGUAUUUUCACAAAAAAACAGGAUUAUUUAUCGAUGUAUUUAUUUUAAAUUGCGUUACUGGCUGUGAAGGGGAUAAAGAAGAAAAAAAAAAUUCUCAUUAAAAAGUAGCUUCUGCACACGGAAGAUGGCAACAAUAAAAAACAAUCAAAUCCUUAAAUAUUCUGUGUGCUCUUCUUCACUAAAAAUAAAAACUCAAAUCAAUAUCUUUCUAUGACUAUGCCUGUGACGUGCUGAGUCUCGGAGCCUGCACAACACGCAGAACUGUCAAACCAUUAAUCUUUAACUCAACUCGCAGGAUGUUCAACAACCAAGGUUAGUUUCUAUGGGAAUU
Molecule: messenger RNA, 1803 nt
Organism: Pelobates fuscus (common spadefoot toad)
Lineage: Eukaryota; Metazoa; Chordata; Amphibia; Anura; Pelobatidae
Gene: C7H3orf49
Product: chromosome 7 C3orf49 homolog
Exons: 6
Coding region: 136-1068 (310 amino acids)
Source: RefSeq, a predicted model, not a curated record